Babjeviella inositovora NRRL Y-12698 is the source of this 987-nucleotide messenger RNA. RefSeq lists its product as uncharacterized. Gene Ontology annotation, biological process: endosome transport via multivesicular body sorting pathway; protein transport; late endosome to vacuole transport. The transcript has 3 exons. Lineage: Eukaryota; Fungi; Ascomycota; Pichiomycetes; Serinales. The record is from RefSeq and is a predicted model, not a curated record. Gene Ontology annotation, cellular component: ESCRT III complex; multivesicular body. The coding region runs from base 240 to 731 and encodes 163 amino acids.
UUUAUCUAGAAUAGAGGUAUCUUAUAUAACCACAAUGUCGCAACUUGAAAAUUCCUUGUUUCAGUUAAAAGUACGGAUUCAAUUAUCACCAUGAUUGAGGCAGCUUCUGGUUUGCCUUCCGAUGGCUUGCACCGGGUCUUUAUACUAACCCUUUUUAGUUCACUGCAAAGCAGUUAAACAAACAGGCUGCUAAGGCCGCAAAGGAAGAAACCGCCGAAAAGAACAAGGUCAAAAAGGCCAUGUUGGCGGGAACCAACGAUAUUGCACAGUUGUACGCGCAAAAUGCCAUCAGGAAGGCCAACGAGCGCCUCAGUUUGUUGAGAUUGUCCUGCCGAAUCGACGCCGUUGCCUCGAGGGUACAGACCGCCGUUACGAUGAGGAACGUUACUGGUAACAUGACCCAGGUCAUCAAAGGCAUGGACAAAGCGUUGCAGUCCAUGAACAUGGAGCGGAUCUCGCUUGUCAUGGAGAAGUUUGAGUCGCAGUUUGAGGACUUGGACGCCAGUUCUGAGUACUACGAAACCGUCUCAAAUAACACCAAUGCUGUGAGUACCCCGCAGGAAGACGUGGAUUUGUUAAUGUCCAGGAUUGCCGACGAAGCCGGGUUGGAGGUGGAACAUAACUUGGGCAGCGCUAACACGAACAAGUUGGAGCUGCCAAGCCUCAAGCUGAAGGUGAAUGAGGAAACGGAGGACCGUUUGGCCGAAAAGUUGAGAGCUUUGAGAGGGUAAUAUAAUUAUACGAGAUCAUGCUAACUACGUUGUAAAUGCGAUAAAAUGGCGUCUAGCUAUUCGAGGAUGGCUUAGUGUCAUUAAAGACAGGUCUUGUGGCUCGAUGUUAGUGUGAGUACAAAUGGCUACGUUUCGUUUAAAUGCCUUUUGUAUCUGUUUAGAUUCUAGUGGAGGCCAUUCAGUGUCACCAGGUAACUCCCCGAGUUUCGUUCAACAGGAUCGUCCUGCUUCUCAUGAGCGUCUAUGCCGUUUCUAG